Schistosoma turkestanicum is the source of this 927-nucleotide messenger RNA. NCBI's taxonomy places the organism in Eukaryota, Metazoa, Platyhelminthes, Trematoda, Strigeidida, Schistosomatidae. The record is from the annotation of a GenBank genome assembly.
GUGUCUUGAUAUAUUAGUGUCGAUUUCAACGUAACACCUCAUUAUCAUUGUUCAGAGUAUUUUCAAAAUAUACACUAAUGAUGCAUCUUAAGAACGGUGAUCCAGAACCUUCUAUCGAUCCAACUAAAUAUACAUUGUUCGCUUUUCGUUUUUGUCCAUUCUGUGAACGUGUCAGAUUAACUUUAAGUUAUCAUAAAAUUGAUUAUGAUUUAAUUCUAAUUUCACUUAUUGAUAAACCAGAUUGGUUAGUUAAAUAUUCACCAUUGGGUAAAGUGCCACUAUUGAUUAAUCAAGGUGAUAAACUGCUGGAAUCGGAUUUAAUUAUACGAUUUGUGGAUGAAUUACACGGGAGUGAUAAUUCAUUAAUGAGUAUAUGUGGUGUGGAACAAUUUCAAAAAGCUGGUGAUUUAGCUAAAAAGUUUUUUAGUCCUGCACAUUCAAUAUUAUUUGGUGUUAAUUUCGCUGAAUCCGAUGUAGUGCAAUUUCGUGAAGCUUGCACUGAAUUGGAAAAUUCAAUCAAGAGUAAAUAUUUCACUGGAAAUCAAUUGAGCUUGGCCGAUUUGAUCCUCUUUCCCUUGAUUGAUUAUUUCGAAAUAGUUUUCAGUGUUAUACAUAACAUCAAUUGUGAUCAAGUGUACGAAGUUAAAACAGGCGAUAAAUUAUAUAACGAAGCUAAUAAAUGGCCUAAUUUACUGAAUUAUUUAACUACAAUGCGACAAGAAUCGUUUGUGGCUGAUACGCGAAUAUCAACUAACAUGAAAGCGAAAUAUGCUGCUUCUAAACGAUCCGGUUGUCCAAAUCCUGAAAUCCAAUAGAUUGGUAGAUUGGUGGUAGAUCAAUUUAUUGGUUUGUUUUUUUCUCCUCGCUCGCUUCAAUUUAAUCUGUACACCUUCAAUCUACUUGUUGUUGUUCAGUUGGAAUAUUCUC